Dentiscutata erythropus is the source of this 144-nucleotide messenger RNA. Lineage: Eukaryota; Fungi; Glomeromycota; Glomeromycetes; Diversisporales; Gigasporaceae. The record is from the annotation of a GenBank genome assembly.
AUGGAAAAUGCGGAUGUGGAAGAUGAUGGGAUAGAGACAGGAAAUAUGGAAGCGAUAAAUCAUGAUAAUGAGAUAGAGAAUGUAUAUAUUAUAGAGGAUGAUGAGAAUGAGAUAGAGGAUGAGACGAUAAUGAGAAUGAGAUAG